Messenger RNA from Ooceraea biroi (clonal raider ant), 1519 nucleotides. RefSeq names its product histone chaperone asf1 (gene asf1). Gene Ontology annotation, molecular function: histone binding. Gene Ontology annotation, biological process: DNA replication-dependent chromatin assembly. Lineage: Eukaryota; Metazoa; Arthropoda; Insecta; Hymenoptera; Formicidae. Gene Ontology annotation, cellular component: nucleus; chromatin. The record is from RefSeq and is a predicted model, not a curated record.
CAUCACCGGAAGCGAACUUCAGUCAUUUGCCGCCAAACUACCCUGCGGGUCGCGAUGAGAUUGUUUAUCCGUCGACUCGCGGUUCCCUCAGACAGAGAUCGUUAACGCACGGGAUUGCGUCGGGCGUGCAGAUAUCGCAGAUCGUUCCGCUUCCAAGCUUCGUAGAGCUGUUCGCGAGUUCUCCAUUGAGAUCGGUUAACCGCUCAGGCUUCCUGAUCCUGUCGGACUUACCAUGGCGAAGGUGCAACUGGCGAAUGUUGCUGUCCUCGACAAUCCGUCGCCGUUUCUGAAUCCGUUCCAGUUCGAAGUCACGUUCGAGUGUAUCGAGGAGCUGAAGGAAGAUCUGGAAUGGAAGAUGAUAUACGUGGGAAGUGCGGAGUCCGAGGAAUUCGAUCAGGUCUUAGAUACUAUCUACGUUGGUCCGAUUCCGGAGGGAAGACACAUGUUUGUGUUUCAGGCUGAUCCACCUGACGUCAGUAGGAUCCCAGUCAACGAUGCUCUGGGUGUAACAGUCGUAUUGUUGACUUGCUCCUACAGAGGCCAUGAAUUCGUUCGCGUGGGCUACUUCAUAAAUAACGAAUACACAGACCCGGAACUACGAGAGAAUCCACCUGCGCAGCCACAAUUCGACAAGGUCCAAAGGAAUAUACUAGGAGAUAAGCCACGUGUCACUAGAUUCAAAAUCAAUUGGGACGAUUGUCCAACCGGCACGGCGAACAAUCUCUCCGAGGGUAUGGACACGCCAGCGUUAGAAGAAACGUCGCAAGAUGCACCUACGUCUACGCUAGGGUUCACGGAAAACACGCAGAACGGUGGAAUGGAAGUGAUGUGAAAAACAAUCUGCUGCGGAUAAAGAAAUGAGUUUUCCGGUGAAGCAGUAAACACAGUAACUUAAACGAUGAAGUAGUACCUGGAAAGAGAAUGGAAGUACAUGCUCCAUAACAUAUAUUUAGAUAAUUUGAAAAACUCGCGCAAAAUGACCUUCCAUAAGUAUCGAUGUUGCCCUUCGACGAGAUCUACGAACGUUUGUAUAUUUUAAAAAGACACUACGUGUUGUAAUGUGAUAACUUUACACUUGAGCAAAAGAAUGAAUGCACGAGUUGUGGAACAGCUGUCCCCACAAUUAUCCCAAUCAAAUAAUGGUACUGAAUUGCGACUUAGUAUCUCCUAAAAUUCGUGUAACUUUCGCGGAAGAGCUUACAGAUAAUCUAGCGAGCAAUAAUUCUAGCGUGAUCCAUCACGAUGAUUAAAUUGAGUAUCAACAAGCGAUAUUAAUUAUAAACAUUUAUUACAACGCAAUGGCAAAUUCGAUCGUACAACACUGCAUAAUUAUUGUUUUUUGAAAUUAUUAUGCUCGGUAGCCUACAACAUUUGUUUGAGACUUCAAACUGAAAGAUGCACUUGAUUCUUCGAGUAUUAUAUCAUUGUUGCUUAUUAUUAUUACGUCGCCUGGCAUUAGAUCGUAAAACAGUUUCCAUUUUUUAUUAAUGUAUAUAUAUAUACGUACUAAGAUAAAAAA